Candidozyma duobushaemuli is the source of this 636-nucleotide messenger RNA. Its product is annotated as protein-S-isoprenylcysteine carboxyl O-methyltransferase. The record is from RefSeq and is a predicted model, not a curated record. Gene Ontology annotation, molecular function: protein C-terminal S-isoprenylcysteine carboxyl O-methyltransferase activity. Gene Ontology annotation, cellular component: endoplasmic reticulum; membrane. Lineage: Eukaryota; Fungi; Ascomycota; Pichiomycetes; Serinales; Metschnikowiaceae. Gene Ontology annotation, biological process: C-terminal protein methylation. Bases 1 to 636 code for a protein of 211 amino acids. The transcript has 2 exons.
AUGUACUCCGGUUACGACCCAAAGGCUGUUCGACUUCACGUCGUGGCAGGCAAAGCUUUCCUCCUAGGUAUAGUCUUUACAAUUGCACUCCUAUACUUGGUGCUUUCUGGGUCUCCUUUGGGGAAUAGAGUCGCCUUAUACACCCUCAUGAACACCGUCUUUUACAUGCUGGAGUUCCUUACUACGGCGAUAUUCAAUACGGAAAACGUGGACGACGAUCUGUUCAUCCUUAAUGACAUUGAACUCCACGCUGUCCACGCUGUCUCCAUGAUAGAAACGUGGCUCUUGCAUAGGUACUGGAAGUUCAACCUGACCUUCUUCUGGAUAGGCCUCAGCGUGUUGCUUUUUGGCCAGUUUUGCCGUACGUACGCUAUGUACCUGGCGGGCACGUCAUUCCACCACUACGUCCAGAAAGAGCGUUCCCAAAAACACGUUUUGGUCGAAACCGGUAUCUACAGUUGGUCAAGGCAUCCUAGCUACUUUGGCUUCUUCUGGUGGUUCGCGGGAAGCCAGCUUCUCCUACAGAAUGCCUUCACCUUGUUGGUUGGUGCAUGGAAGCUCCAGCGGUUCUUUGAAGCCCGCAUUGCCUAUGAAGAACAGUACCUAGAGCCUACAGACGGCGCACGCCCACAUUGA